Molecule: messenger RNA, 4285 nt
Organism: Gekko japonicus
Lineage: Eukaryota; Metazoa; Chordata; Lepidosauria; Squamata; Gekkonidae
Gene: NEK1
Product: NIMA related kinase 1
Exons: 34
Coding region: 9-3887 (1292 amino acids)
Biological process (GO): protein phosphorylation
Molecular function (GO): protein kinase activity; ATP binding
Source: RefSeq, a predicted model, not a curated record
AAAAUACCAUGGACAAGUAUAUUAAGGUGCAAAAGAUUGGUGAAGGAUCAUUUGGUAAAGCAAUUCUGGUGAAAGCAAAGGAAAAUGGCAAACAAUAUGUUAUUAAGGAGAUCAAUAUAUCCAAGAUGUCAAACAAAGAGAGAGAAGAAUCAAGGCGAGAAGUUGCUGUAUUGGCAAACAUGAAACAUCCGAAUAUUGUCCUGUACAGAGAAUCAUUUGAAGAAAGUGGCUGUCUUUACAUAGUGAUGGAUUAUUGCGAAGGAGGAGAUCUGUUCAAGAAAAUUAAUGCACAGAAAGGUGUCUUGUUUUCAGAAGACCAGAUCAUGGAUUGGUUUGUACAGAUCUGCUUAGCGUUAAAACAUGUACAUGAUAGAAAGAUUUUGCAUCGAGAUAUAAAGUCACAGAAUAUAUUUUUAACCAAAGAUGGCACAAUACAGCUGGGAGACUUUGGAAUAGCUAGAGUGCUCAAUAGUACAGUGGAGCUUGCUCGAACUUGCAUAGGAACGCCUUAUUACUUGUCACCUGAAAUCUGUGAGAACAAGCCUUACAACAAUAAAAGUGACAUAUGGGCUCUUGGUUGUGUUCUCUACGAAAUGUGUACACUGAAACAUGCAUUUGAAGCUGGAAAUAUGAAGAAUUUGGUACUCAAGAUAAUCUCUGGAUCAUUUCCACCUGUUUCUGUACAUUAUUCGUAUGAACUCCGGAAUCUAACUUCACAAUUGUUUAAGAGAAAUCCUAGGGAUAGACCAUCAGUCAACUCCAUAUUGGAGAAAAAUUUUAUAGCUAAACGCAUUGAAAAAUUUCUCACACCACAGCUUAUUGCAGAAGAAUUCAGCCAUAAAGUAUUGCAAAAGUUUGGACAGCAUGCUGCACCAGUAAAGAGACCAGCUCAAGGACAAAACCUGGCCUCCGCUGCACCUGCUCAGAAAAUUACCAAACCUGCUGCUAAGUAUGGAGUGCCUUUAACCUUUAAAAAACCUGGGAGUGGAGCUAAAAAGUACUAUGAGAAGCCUUUGCUUAAAUGUAGACAGGCCUGUCCAUCUCCUGUGAAGAAAGGGAAACCAGGAGAAGAAAGGAGGAAAAUGUUUGAGGAAGCUGCUAAAAAGAAAAGGCUAGAAAUUUUUGAGAAGGAAAAACGACAGAGAGAACAGAUCAGUUUCAUGAAGGUAGAACAAAUGAGAAGACUUGAGAAAGAGAAGAUGGAUCGAAUAAACAGAGCCAGGGAGCAGGGAUGGAGGAAUGUGCUCAGUGCAGGUGGAAGUGGUGAAGCCAAGGCUCAGUGUUUUGGUGGCGGAGGAGGUGUGGUGCCUUCACCUGUGCUAGCUCGAGGACUAUAUGAACACUAUCAUGCUAUUUUUGAUCAGAUGCAACAACAAAGGGAAAACAUUAAAAUAGCAGAGGGAAAAGAGACUGAACUGAGAGAAAAGCAAGCUCCAGAGCCUGUUGACAGAGGACUUCCACCUGGAGUUCAUCCAGGAGUUCCUAAUGGGCCUGCAGGUCAUCAUCAUUCACCUGAUGCUGAUGCAAUUAGGAAAAGAGUGAAAAGAUUCGAGGAAGUGUCUAGACAAGCCAAUGCAAACAGGCACAAAGGAUGGGUGGCUGCAGAAAGAGCUAAACAAGUUGAAGAGUUCUGGCAGCGGAAGCGAGAAGCAUUGCAAAACAAAGCUCGCGCUGAAGGACAUAUGGAUACACUGCAAAACCUGGCAGCUAUCUAUGGAGGCAGGCCCAUUUCUUCAAGAGGAAGGAAAGCCAGAAACAAGGAGGAAGAGGAGUACUUGGCAAGGCUAAGACAAAUUAGACUUCAGAAUUUCAAUGAACGUCAGCAGAUUAAAGCUAAACUUCGUGGAGAAAAGAAUGAAGCUGGAGGUUCUUCUGCACAGGAACUAAGUGAAGAAGCAGAAAUAAGACGUAAAAAAAUUGAAGCACUAAAGGCACAAGCAAAUGCCCGGGCUGCAGUCCUAAAAGAACAGCUAGAACGAAAAAGAAAAGAGGCUUAUGAAAGAGAGAAGAGAGCUUGGGAAGAACAUCUUGUAGCCAGAGGGAUAAAGAAUCCUAUGGGAAUUGCAGAAUUAAGCCCCACACAUGGCAAACUGCAAGCCGGAGGUUCGCCUACCAGGCUGUCAAAGCCCAGUUCACCUCAAGUCAUCUCCGUGACAUCAGCUUUGAAGGAAGUGGGUGCGUUAAAGGAUGCAAAUGCUGUUAUUUCUCAGGAACCUUCGGCAGAACUAGAACCUGAUGUGUCUGUUCAGAGCAAGCGAGAAAUACUCCGAAGACUGAAUCAAAACUUUAAAGCUCAAGAAGAUGUGAAAGAGCACAAUGAGCCCCAAUGCAGUGAUGAAGUAGUGGUGGCUGAUGGAAGUAACCAGCCUCAAGAAGAGAAGUGUUUGAUUUUAGCAGAUCGCAAGAAGUGGGAGGCAGGGGCUCAACUUGUGGUUCCUCUAACUCAGUUAACAAUGGAAGGAUCCUUCUCAGGGACAGAUGCACAAACAAUUGGGGAAGUGAUUAAGCUAGAUGUUGCUGAUCCUCAGCGAAAAGUUUGGGGCAAAAGCCCAACUAAUUCAGUACUGAAGAUACUAGGAGAGGCCGAGUUACAACUUCAGACUGAUCUACUGGAUGACUUAAGCAUUGCCAAUGAAGUACCAAAAGAAAAUUUAACAGUCAAAGAGAAUAGUGAACUGAGAGAAACAACUCCUGGUGGAGAGGAAUCAUCACCUGAAGGAGCUAAUAGUGAAACAAUAACAGCCAGAAGCAUUCCUGCACCAGAAUUCACACGCUUGUCACCCAAGCAUGACCUGAUGGAUGAGCCUGAUGAUUUGGAAACUGAAUUGUUGGUAGAACCGAAAGAGAAUAUAUGCAGUGUGAAUGUAUUCCCUGUUGUUGAAGAAGUGUGGGUUAAAGAAAGGGAAGACGUCAAGGCAACAGUGCCACCGGAUCACACUGAUAGUGACCAGUAUGACAACAGUGAAGAGCCAACCUCAGAAGAAAGAGUAUUUAAAAAGAUGCCACUCCAUGAUGAAGCUUCAGUGGAGACUGGUCUCAGUGAUUCUUUGCAACGUGAGCCCUUUUUCCAGAAGGUGGCACAGUAUCAAGCAAUACUAACAGCUUCCCCAGUUCUGUCUGCACAGUCUUCAUUUGAUGAUUCUCUUCCAACAAGGUCACGUUCUGUAUCACCAGAAAAGACUAGAGGCAAAAACUCACUGUUGAUAGGGCUUUCUACUGGCCUCUUUGAUGCAAACAAUCCAAAGAUGUUGAGAACCUGCUCCCUCCCAGAUCUUUCUAAGCUGUAUAAAACAUUAGUUGAUGUUCCCAGUAUUGCUGACAUACAAAAUCGGGAGAAUCUUGAAAUAGAGGAUAUGGAAGAUGAACCUAUCAAAGAAGGACAGUCCGACUCGGAAGACAUUAUGUUUGGGGAAGCAGACACAGAUUUGCAGGAGCUUCAAGCUUCAAUGGAGCAAUUGCUCAGAGAGCAGCCUAGCGAGGAAUUCAGUGAAGAGGAAGAAGUGACUUUGAAAGCAGAAUGCCUCACGAAUGGUACAGAGGUGGAUGAGGAUGACAACAAUCUCAGUAGUGAAAGUGCUCUUAAUGAAGAAUGGCAUUCAGACAACAGUGAUGGUGAUAAUGCAAGUGAAUGUGAAGAGCAUGAUAGUGUGUUCAGUCAUUUGGAAGAGCUGAGAUGUAGCCUGGAGCAAGAAAUUGGCUUUGAAAAAUUCAUUGAAGUUUAUGACAAAUUGAAGGCUAUUCAUGAAGAUGAAGAUGAGAACAUUGAUAUUUGUUCAACCAUAGCUCAGAAUAUUUUGGGAAUUGAACACAAACAUCUAUAUGCCAAAAUUCUCCAUUUAGUAAUGGCAGAUGGGGCUUAUCAAGAAGACAAUGAUCUGCCUUUGUGAAAUUUCAAGCCAAAUAAUUGUGCUGAACAAAAUCUAUACACCUACAGGACACGAAUGGAAAAAGAACAGUUGUUUGUUGGGGCAGGCUUAAAAAGCUUGUUGAAUGCACAAAGGAGAUGGGAAAACGUGACACUUCUCACUGAAAUGCUGUUUAUAGAUUUCUUUUGACAUGUAUACCCUCAUUUCAACAGAUAACUGGCAAAAGUUACAUUCCUUUUAAAAUGUUCAAGCAGAUAAUAGGUUGACUCAGAGGUGAUUUAAUGUUUGGGAGGUUAUCAUGUAUGAGUAAGUUCCUUGUCAUAUUAGCUGUUGACUGUUCAAAUCUUAAGUAGUUAAAAGAACAACCCAAGAAAAGACCUUUAUCUUUGGUUUAAAAAAAGAAUCCUGAGUAGUAUUAA